AUGAGCCUAGCUCAUGAAGCCGGCGCCGCCAGCGUAGCGCAUGAAGUCCUCCGACUGGGUUUGGCGUGGCAGUUCGUAUGGCCGUUCCGAGCACUCGAAUGGCCGUCAGAAGGCGAGAUGGAGCCAGUGUUCGCAGCGCGCGCCCGUGCCUGCUGGGGAUCCCAUACUUGUGAUCGAGGAUCCACAACGCUCUCGACUAGCCAGCCCAAACGUCAUGGGCACUGUCCCGGGAGGAAGAGGCGCACCGGGGGAAGAUUCGCAUGUUGUCGUCCCGAUGGAAAGCGCAAUGGCAUCUGUCUUGGAGGCGUGAUGGCGGUAAUGUCAAGAUCACCUUUCUUUCCAAAGGUACCAACACCCCACUUCUUCAUCUCUUUUUCUUUCAGCGUCAAUAGUCUCGAUCACCUCGCGUCUCUGGUGAGUGGCAGCCGACGAGGAGGAUUCAGCAGGUUCGUGACUGACACUGUGGCGACGCUUGGUGCCGCGUGGAGGGUUUGGGAGUUCGUCGGAACUGGGGGAGCGAGGCGCAUCUUGUCAAGGAAGAAUGCCUUCCAAGGAGUCACAUAUAAUGUGCAGUGUGAUCACCCAGGUUGGGAAGGAGAACUGGAUCCCCACACACUCAACGCCCGCUCCGUUCCCCCGCUCUCCCUGUAG
Messenger RNA from Penicillium bovifimosum, 651 nucleotides. RefSeq lists its product as uncharacterized. The record is from RefSeq and is a predicted model, not a curated record. Lineage: Eukaryota; Fungi; Ascomycota; Eurotiomycetes; Eurotiales; Aspergillaceae. The coding region runs from base 1 to 651 and encodes 216 amino acids. The transcript has a single exon.